Molecule: messenger RNA, 423 nt
Organism: Nematolebias whitei (Rio pearlfish)
Lineage: Eukaryota; Metazoa; Chordata; Actinopteri; Cyprinodontiformes; Rivulidae
Product: cytosolic acyl coenzyme A thioester hydrolase
Exons: 4
Coding region: 92-418 (108 amino acids)
Biological process (GO): acyl-CoA metabolic process; palmitic acid biosynthetic process
Cellular component (GO): nucleoplasm; extracellular exosome; cytosol
Molecular function (GO): long-chain fatty acyl-CoA binding
Source: RefSeq, a predicted model, not a curated record
AAAGCCAAAUUACAAAACGGUGUCCACAGCAGGCUGCGGACGCCGGUGAGGAAGUCCGUUCACUUCACAUCAGGAAUCUCUUUGAAACAUCAUGCCAGGAGCAGCUUCAUCCUCCCUCCAACUGUGCAGGGUAAUGCGACCAGAUGACGCCAACAUAAUGGGCAACGUUCACGGUGGUAUCAUCCUCAAGAUGAUUGAGGAAGCUGGAGGGAUUGUCGGCACCCGACACUGCAACACGCUGAAUGGGGACCGUUGUUGGGUAGCUCUGGUUCGAGUGGAGAAGACAGAGUUUCUGUUCCCCGUGUUCAUCGGCGAGGUCGUCCACGUCUCAGCAGAGAUCACCUACACGUCCAAACACUCACUGGAGGUUCAGGUUAAAGUUGUGGCUGAGAACAUCCUCACAGGUGACUCAUUAUGAUGCUA